Molecule: messenger RNA, 1272 nt
Organism: Salvia miltiorrhiza (redroot sage)
Lineage: Eukaryota; Viridiplantae; Streptophyta; Magnoliopsida; Lamiales; Lamiaceae
Product: putative late blight resistance protein homolog R1B-23
Exons: 1
Coding region: 1-1272 (423 amino acids)
Biological process (GO): protein folding
Molecular function (GO): alpha-tubulin binding
Source: RefSeq, a predicted model, not a curated record
AUGAUUAAAGUACAUGAUGUAGUUAGAGAAUUGUGCCUAAAGAUUGCCAAGAAAGAGGAGUUUUUAUGUGUGUUGGAUACUCCACGAGCCAUAAACAGGGAGCGCCGAGUUGUAAUCAGUGGAGAAAUUCCAGAGACAAAAACCUUUGAUGCUCCAAUCCGUUGUCUGAUAUGCGAAGGCGGUCGGCUAUUGCAUGACUUGAAAUUGUUGAGAACAGUGCAUGAGGUUGCUGCCUCAUCAACAACUGACUCUAUAUUUCAGCAACUUAACUUGCGUUAUCUUAAAGUUGAUAUUGAUCAGAAGAGUCGUCCAAGUGUUUAUCUUCCUUCAUCAAUAUCGCUGCUCUGGAAUUUGCAAAUAUUAAGAAUUUGGGUACCCACUCAUUCAACUGUGAUUGCACCAUAUGAGAUUUGGGAGAUGGUACAGCUUAGGUAUUUUGAGGUAUAUCCAGUUUGUCGUGUUGAUCCUCUUCCUGUGGACAGAUUAGACCAAGCAAAUGACUUGGUUUUGAGAAAUCUACACACACUUUCAAUUGUAGAGAAUUUGAGGUUUAGUGAAGAGGUUUGCAAGAGAAUCCCCCAUGUUAGAGAAAUGCAUUUGUCAUAUUGUGAUGAAGCGAGUUCGUCUUACUGUCCCUCCAAUCUUGGCAACUUCCAUGAACUGGAAUAUCUACUAUUGAAAUUCGAUGGAAAUUCUAAGUGGCAUGAUUUUUGUUUGAGUCUCACUUUCCCAUUUUCACUUAAGUGGCUGUAUUUACGUGGUUGUGGUGUUGAUUGGGAUGAAUUGACAAUCAUGGUUGGGUCCUUGCCCAAUCUUGUGUGUCUUAAGUUGUGUCUGAAUGCAGUGAUUGGAUCAGUAUGGAGCCCUAUUGAGCGGAAAUUCCUACGCUUGAGACAGUUGGAGAUUUUUGGUUGUGAUGAUUUAAUCCACUGGAAUGCAGAAAAGUCCCAUUUUCCGGUCCUCCGAAGUCUUCUUCUCAAAAAUAUGCCUAAAUUGGAAGAGUUCCCUUCUGGUAUUGGAGAAAUAGCAUCACUUGCUUUGAUUCAAAUGGAAUAUUGCAGCGAAUCUUCAAGCAUUUCAGCAAUGACAACAUUGGUGGAACAAGAGGAGCAGGGGAAUGAGGACCUUCAGCUUCAAGUUUUUUUCCGGGGCGAUGAGAAAACAAUAGAGAGCUUCGGCAAGAAGGUUCGAGAAAAGGGUCUUCAAAGCAAAAAUCUAUCUCUCUACUGUCAAAAUGUGAAGACAAGAGUUUUUGAUAAGUUCCAUUUUUAA